GAACCUCGUGGAGGGUUGUUUGGAGGGUGCGCAACCGAAACCGAAACGGCGGCAAACGGCGGUCCUUGUUGUGGCCGGGAAUAGGGCAGAAAAGGGACCGGGGAUUCGUCCGUGCGUAGAGUGAUUCUCGAGUUUGUUCCGUUUGUGGAAGAGAUAAAGUAGCAGGCAGAGAAAAAGAUCCGACGACACAGAGUCAACAAAGACGCCACCGACGAGAUAUUUGAAUUGAGCAACAAGUUGGUGGUCAGUGGUGUAUCGUGAGAAAGGACAACAGUUUGUGGCUGAUCGAGGCACUGGAAUUUUGUGCGUGUUUCGUGAAUUGAACAGUGGAAGAUCACUUUUGUGUACGGUGUUUAUCAUGUAAAAGUGCGUCUCCUCAGUCACCAGCACCGAUAGGCAGGCUCACCAUCCAGCAUUCAACGGUUGGCCUGUUUGAAAGAUUCCCGCUGUGACGGCGGGCAUAAGUGGCGUAUACGAAUACGGAGCAGAAUCAAGUUUGCGAACAGAAGCGGAUCUAUCUGGAGCCCAGCCUGUCGCUGCCGCCAGAGCAUGGUGUAAUGGACUUCGGAACGUUCGUUAAUCGAUCAGCAGCAACGGCAGCAGCCUCGACAACAACCACCACCGCCAGCAUCAUCCCAGAAGCAUCGAUACUGAGCGAACGGUCCUGCUCGAUGACCAUUCUCCCAACGCAAGAUCGAUCGCAACCACCACCUCCCAGGAUGUCGCAGCUGGAAACACUGGAAGCAAAGAUGGCCAACAUUGAGGUGUCACUGUGUGCCGGAACACCGCGGCGUCGCAAAGGUACCUCACUCGGUGGAUCCCUAUCGGCCCGGUCUUCACCGCGACCCGAAUCGGCACCGGGGCGCGAACCGCGAACGACGACCGCACUGCAGGACCGUGAGGCUGUCAUACAAAACUUACGAUUGCAGCUCGGUUUGGGGAAACUACCGCGUCCGACCGGGCCACCGUUCGAUGAGUCGGAACGGCCGGUCGCCGAGCAGCGGUUGGCCAAGCUGAAGCAGGACUCCGAGACGAAGCGCCAUGUGAUCAAAAACCUGAAGACGGCACUCGAGAAGCUCGAUGUGACAGAUAACAUCGACGUUCGGAUACGGCAGGCCGAGCUGGAGUAUGCGCUCGGAAGGGAAGAGCUGCAGCUACUCUCGCUGGUCGAGGAAGCACGGGCCCUGCAGUCACGGCUAGAUAAACCAAAGCAAGAACCAAACACCCUGUACGGUAUGUUACAAUCGGGCAUGAGCUUCAACCUCCUGGCCGUCCGUGCUGCAACCGGUCGAUGGAAUGCGAGCACACGGAACGAGCAACCCGGUCUCUGGGUCGAUUGGGUACUCGAUGGAGAAGCCCUCCAGCGAGGCGAUCGAAUUAUCGAAAUUAACGGCCGGGCGGUCAGUGGUAAAAACCGGGAGGAACUGGCACGCAUUAUCGGUACCCACACGAAGAGCGAAGUCGUGGUGGCACGUCCCAAAAAGUCUUCUUCCGCCGCCGGAAUGCUACCUCAGCAGCAGCUCCAACAAACGCAAGCCGACAACGUACGGCUGCAGCAUCGUAUUUCGUACUUGGAGGAUCAGGUGAAGGAGCUGCUGGCCAACAGUAAGGAGAACAACGGUGGUGGUGGUGGUGGAUCGACUGUCGUUCGUCCUGGGUACGCAAUCAAUGGAAGUGGUGGAGCGCACAUUACCUCGAUUAGCAUCACGUCACCACCAUCGACACCGCCAGAAGGGAAAACACCACAACCACCGCACAUCUACAACUACAUCGACGAGAAGUCGUCCUCGAUAUCCUCCCGGAAUACCAGCCCGGGACAUGUGACCACAACGACGAUCAUCAAAGAGUGCGAUCGUAUCAAUGGGGAGCUAACGAAUGGUGCUAGUGAGGUGAUGAAGUACAACCUCAAGAAUUCACUUUCAUCCUCGAAGGUGAACAUUACGAAUGGCGCCGGUAAUGGUGAAACGCUGGCCGCACAGUACUACAGUCGCAAGGAGCGGGACAAGCGGGAACGGGAAGCCCGGCGUCUGGAGCGGGAAAAGUAUCUGCUCCAGUUUGGGGCGAAGCUGCAGCGCAGUACGACCGAUCUGGAGAGUGAAUCGGAUCGGGUCGGACGGUUACAGCAUAGCCACAGCCGGAGCCACACUCGAAGCGUCGAGUAUCUGAACGGUGAACGGAAGCGUCUGGUAGCGGCGGGCACUGGAGGCGGAUCGACACUCGAAUCGAACGGCCACCGUCGAGCGACGUCGGAUAUGCGCAAGAGUUUGGACUUUGAAAGCGAUACCAACGAACAUUACGCAUCGGAACCGUCCGGACCGUCGGUGAAGCUGUCGGCGGUGCGGCCAGCACCACCAAAGAAACCACUCCGCCUAUCGCUGCAACGUGCCCAGAGCCUGCAGACGGUCGAUGGGUUCGUGCUGGAGUCGAUGGCCGUCAACGGGCACGAUCGGAAGCGUGGCAUGAAACGAUCUCACAAGAGUGGUGGCGGUAAAGCGGGCGAACUGCUGGUCACGGGGGGCAGCUCACCGUACAUCGAAAACAGUGCGCCACUGAUGCAGACGGCAUCGUUGGGGCGGCAGAAGUAUAUCUAGCGACGUGCGUGAAAAAAUGUUUCG
Messenger RNA from Anopheles aquasalis, 2615 nucleotides. It is a transcript of the gene sprt, whose product is annotated as PDZ domain-containing protein sprite. Gene Ontology annotation, molecular function: protein binding. The record is from RefSeq and is a predicted model, not a curated record. Lineage: Eukaryota; Metazoa; Arthropoda; Insecta; Diptera; Culicidae.